AUGGUUACGCUAGUUUUCAAUUCUUGUUUAUUUCAACAGGUAUGGCUGGCGAUCACUGAGGACGGUGUCAACGUAACAAGGUACACUGCGUGGACGUUGGUGGAUAAUUUUGAGUGGUUUGACGGGUAUACAACUAAAUUCGGCUUGUACGAAGUGGAUUUCGAGGAUCCGAAACGCAAGCGUACCCCACGCGCGUCGGCAAAGUAUUACAAAGAAGUCAUACGAACUCAUACCUUUGACGUAGCAAAUAAAAAUAAUUACGAUGAACUGUAG
Molecule: messenger RNA, 273 nt
Organism: Parnassius apollo (apollo)
Lineage: Eukaryota; Metazoa; Arthropoda; Insecta; Lepidoptera; Papilionidae
Source: the annotation of a GenBank genome assembly